UGAUUUGUUAUCGAGAUGUGCAGGCGAUUCACUUUCUCUUUUUUUUGUCUUCCCCAUUAUGUUCAGAAAUCUCCCAGGACUGGGCUGAACUCUGCAUUGCUGUUACAGAAGAGACAUCUGGGUCUGCUGCCCCCAAGCUCCUAUUCAAGACUGAUCCAUGAAUUGAAAGUCAGCGGGAUGCAACGUCACAGACUGGAGGUGCAGAGCUCCAAUUCCACCAGUCCAAACACUGACAACUUCCAUCUCAUUGUUGCAGAUUCAGCCUGUGAGCGGGUUUUUACAGUGAACGACGUGUCACAUGGAGGAUGCAAGUAUGGCAUUAUGAAUUUCCAUGGUUGUAGAAAAGGCUCUCUGUCGGUGGAGAUGUGCGAUAACCUUUAUUUCACAAACCGCAAGGUGAACUCUGUAUGCUGGGCCUCUGUGACACAUACAGACUCGCAUGUUCUAUUGUGUUUGGUCGGCAUUUCUCAGACGCCUGGCUGUGUAAGCUUAUUACCUGCUUCUCUUUUCAGCAACUUCAAUCCCGAUCAGCCAGGUAUGCUGUGUAGUUUUAAGAUCUCCACAGCUUGGUCAUGUGCAUGGUGCCUCAACCCACAGGCCGAUAAAACAUUCAGCACCGGUCUUUCUCGAAGAGUGAUUGUGACGGAUGCCGUGACUGGACGCAGAGCCACAUACCUGGCUGACAGUGAUGUUCUGGCUCAACAGUUUGCCUUGAGGGCUCCGGUGCUGUUCAACGGCUGUCGUUCAGGAGAGAUCUUCAGCAUUGACCUGCGUCAGAGAGACAGAGGCCGCAUGGGUUUUCACGGGUGGAAGACCAGCCGCUUCUACCAGGAGUCGGCUAUCACCUCUGUCCAGCUGCUGCAAGAUGAGAACUACCUGCUCGCCGCAGACAUGCUGGGCAAGAUAAAGCUGUGGGAUAUCCGUGUUAAGCGGUGUGUCAAACAAUAUGAAGGGCACCACAAUGAAUACGCCUACCUCCCCAUUCACAUCAAUGAGCCUGAAGGAUUGCUGCUUGCUG
Danio rerio (zebrafish) is the source of this 1018-nucleotide messenger RNA. Lineage: Eukaryota; Metazoa; Chordata; Actinopteri; Cypriniformes; Danionidae. The record is from RefSeq and is a predicted model, not a curated record.